AUGGAGCGGAUUUUCUAUCUGGCAAACACCGCUGACCCCGUCACAGAUCUUCCGAUCUAUUUGUUCGACACGUCCUUCUUGCCCACCCCAGAGGAGAUUAACUAUGAAGAGUUGAUCCCGGUGUUAUUACAAAAAGUACCUCGACACCCGUUUUGCCUCAUUGUGUUCAGUCUUGGGCUUAAUCGGAUUCUGUGGGUAUGGGGUCUUAAAUUCCUCAAACGGUUCCUCAGCGACAAACAGAACAUGACGAACUUACAAAAGAUGGUCACGGUGCAUGAGCUGUGGUUGGUGAAGCUGUUGACACAGAUAUUGACUAACUACCACUUGACGAUGAAGAAUCUCAAUCUGAUUAAUCGCUACAUCGAUAUCGGUCUGUCCAACAUCGUCGAGUUAUUUGCGUUGUAUAAUGCCAACCAAGUGAAGCUUAUAAAUUGUCUGCUGUUACUGCAGUUGUCGAAUUAUUUUGAUAUUACUAAGCUCAAAAUCUCAUUAGCAGUAUACCGCUACGAUGCCAAAAUCGCCCCGCUUGAAUUGGCCAUGCGCUACAAGCCCCUCAUCAACCAGUACACUGCAAUCGACUACAACAAGAACCCUCUUUUCAUGCAUCAUUUCACUCAGCUUUUGGCGAUUGUGCAAACACAUGGCACCGAGGUGGAGUUAUUGUUUCACCGACCAGGAAACAAAACUCUGACCGAUGUGCUUUACAACUGCAUUAACCGCAAUCAAAUAUUGUGGAUUAACGACUGGGAUAUUUACUGCAUUGGCGGUGUAGUAAAACGCAUCACAAGCGAACUUCCGGUGACCCUCAUUCCCGUCGAUAUGAUACCCCUCCCUGUUGCCGACACGAUGUCUUACCUGCUUUCGCUUUACUUAAAGUUAGACGAGUUCCAUACCCAGCAAGGUCAAGGAUACAAUCGACUUUUAUGGGAGUUGUUGGGUCUUGCGUCAAAACUUUUGAAAGCAGCGGAAAUCACUAAACACACCGCCAACUCACUUGCUCGUCUGUUGGCUCAUUGCAUGUCUCAUCAAGUGGUCAGCUCCCACUCAAAGGACCAAAUUGCUAUUGUUGUCCGUGUACUUACCCAUAUGAUAGAAUGGUGGGAUGAAAUUGGCAUUGAGGUGGCGACGGAGCCUUUGCAACCAGUUGAACGUGAACUUGAACGUGAACAGAAGGCACCCCCGUUACCACCACGCAAGCAAACCUCGCAGGAACUUAAAAUCAAUGACCUGUAUAACAUGUCAUUCGAUCACACCAUGAAUGACACUUUCAGUGACGACGAACCUGAUCUUCAUGAGCAGCUAAUGGCCUUAGGAGAUAUCGAAGAAGAGUCGCCACCACCCAAACCUCCUCGACGCCGUAGCUCUCAAGAGCAGGCGGUGGCUGAAGGUCCGCCCAAACCUUCAUUCCUUCGGCAUUCGCGUAACCUUUCUGGUACCGUCCCCAAUGUUUCCGCUCACGCUCGCACCAGAAGUGUCGGAGGACUUGUGGACACCAAUUUUAAUGCCACGCCAAGGAAGGAUGCUCUUAUGUCGCCUGUCACCACUAAUUCGCAAUUCUCGCGCAUACAACUGACGCUGAACCUGCUGCUUAGCUCGGUGGACUCCGCGGUUAUCCAAGAAGUGCUGGCGGUAAUUCAGGCGAAAAAGAUGCUAUCUGACGUGUCGAAUAUUGCGUUAGAAUUGCCAACACAAAAGUAUAAGGUAGCUGAACCUCAACUACGACUGCCGGCUGCCACCAAACCAGCACCGCCACCCAUUCCAGUUAAGAAACCAGUGAUUCGAGGACGCAAAGUCGGCGAAUUAGCGAGGCUUUUCGAAGAACGUUGCGAAGGGUUGGAACUUUUACGGACUAUGUAG
Molecule: messenger RNA, 1857 nt
Organism: Diutina rugosa
Lineage: Eukaryota; Fungi; Ascomycota; Pichiomycetes; Serinales; Debaryomycetaceae
Gene: ECM25
Product: Ecm25p
Exons: 1
Coding region: 1-1857 (618 amino acids)
Biological process (GO): signal transduction
Source: RefSeq, a predicted model, not a curated record